CUAUGGGAUGACCCAUACCGAUUUUUAGAAAUUGUUUUAAAAAGAUGAACUCCGGCACGGUGAUAGUUAAAGGCUUCGUAUUAAAUAAUAUGAAGUUAAAAGUGAGUAAAUUGCAACCAGAGUGACCCUGAAGGCUGACCCAUACCGUUAAAACUUGUUAUUUCCAUCCGAAAUUUGCCAUGGAGGCCAACAACCACUUCUGGAUUUAGAAAAUUAGUUCCUAACUGAAAAUUUAGAAGCGGAGCCUGACUUAACGAGUCAGGGACUCUGUCCCUGACUCGGGCUAUAUAGAGUCUGCACUGUAGGUUUUUUUAAUUAGAAAAUGCAGUUUUCUCAUUUUCUUCCAGCAGUCUUUCAGUGAGGAGAAAAUACAUUUUGGUCUUUUCUCCUCACUAACUUUGAGUGCAAGAUUGCUUGACAAUUUAUCAUAAUACAUCCAUGAUUAAAAAAUUAAUUCUAGAAUCGAGAGCACGAAAUGUGAGUGUUGACAAUUUUUGUGCGGUUUGUUUCCGGGCGACAGUUUGUGCGACGCACACUGGUUCCAAAAGGUACCAGGGUUUUCGAAAAUUGAAGUUUUUUAGGCGUUGAAGUAAUUGUCGCAACCUUGUAAUUAUUACUGAAGUUGUCAAGCAACUUCGGAUUACGAUGGACUUGAAGUACAAGGUUGGUUCAAUGCAUAUGAUAAUUUUGCACCACGACCACACUCACAAAUUGUGAAUCACAAUCAGUCAUGGAGGGGACAGCAACCAAUUACAAUGUCGUCAAUGUCAAAAACUAUCCGAUCGGUACAGAUCCGACCUCUGCAAUUUCACAAGGCGAAGAAUUUCCGGAUCGAAGGAGGUCCUUUAAAAUUCCACGACUCCCACAAGCUUACAUUGGAUAUGCCACGAAACGGUUCACCUUCAUCCCCCUGUCCUUGUUACUUUUGACAUCAAUCAUUCUGGGUCUGGGCUACGUUUUCAUGAUUAUUCGUCAUCGUGUCAUCAUCGACGACCUUGACAUCGAAAUGGGAAUUUUGCUCAGUUUUCUUCUCUGUCUCAUUGACGGAUUAGCGUCCGUAAUUGGCCUGAACGUUUUGAAUAAUGCGAUUGUUUCUCCAGGAAAACUAUUCUUGCUUCAUGCCACGAUGUUCAUUGGAAUCGUCAUUCACAUGUUUGUCCCCGUCUAUGAAUUUCUACCCGAUCGACGCCACAUUCGGAAAGAUGCGAAACCUACACGACAUCAGUUCCCUGUGGAGUAUUGGGCUUGUCGCGAAGUCAGCGAUACCAGCCAAUAUGAACGAAAGAGAGCAUACAUUGGAUUCUGCAGCGAUGUAAAUAAAAUGGGCAACAUAUUUUGGAGUACUUUAGUCCUCUUCGGAUUCCUCUUACUCGCCUGGCGAAUAGUGCUCUGUCGACGCCCAACUCCCGUGCACCCCGAUAUAAGCAACAGCGGUCAAUUGAGAGAUAUGCGAAAAAGCCGUAGAAGACAAAAGUUGUCAUCGAUUUACAGAACGUGGGAGGAAGCUAGUAACAUGCAACAAAAGCCAUAUUUUGCACACUAUCCUCGAAGUGAUCAACAACCAAUAGAUGAAAAUGCAAAUCAAGGACCGUUCGUUCUUGUCGAUGUACUUCCGUCCAGUGUACCUCAAGGGAUUGGUGAUAUUAAUAAUGAUAAAAAAUAAUCUUAUA
This is a messenger RNA of Folsomia candida, 1670 nucleotides long. RefSeq lists its product as uncharacterized. Bases 731 to 1663 code for a protein of 310 amino acids. The transcript has 6 exons. The record is from RefSeq and is a predicted model, not a curated record. Lineage: Eukaryota; Metazoa; Arthropoda; Collembola; Entomobryomorpha; Isotomidae.